AUAACGAAGUUUGGAAGAAUUAACUGACUGAAAUAUUAUCAAAUUAAAAUGUUCAAAUUCUACAUUUUUUUCAACGUGGUGUGCAUUUACCUAGCCAUUCGGAGUGCUCUUGGUGCAGAAGUCCCCGAUCCAAAUGAACAAAAGAUGUCGAGCUAUUUUGCGGCAGACAAUCACGACGAAGACGCCGUUGGUAAACGCGGCUCGGCCAUGUGGUUCGGACCUCGAUUAGGAAAACGCACAAUUCCCUUGGAACUUCACGACGAGCUGCAGGAUGAGAUGGAUAGUAGUCCACUGUUUUACUCCGGAGAAUCACCCCACCGAUUGGCUACGGAAAUCAGCCAAGGAACUCCAUACGUAGUGCUUUUGGUAACCGGCCGUGCCAUGAAAUCUCAGCCGGUGUACUAUUCCGCAACAACACCACGAUUAGGCAGGCGGGCCGCACCUGUGAACGAAAACCAUUCGAGACCCCCGUUUGCUCCGCGACUAGGACGAAAUUUACCAAUUUCUCCGCGGCUGGGUCGUUCGUUUAGCGGAGCUGAAGACAGUUUUGGAUAUUAGUUUGUGGUGCGGUAUCUUCGGUAGAGUAUAUUGAUUCUCCAAAUCGUAGCAACAUGUCAUUCCUAUUGGAGUUAUAGCGGCUGGAACCCGAAUAGGGAAGAUGUGCUGAGGAUGUUAUUGGAAUAGAUGGGAAAAUAGAAUUUUCGUGACUCAAGUGAUGUAUAUAUCUGUGCAAUAAGGAAUAUAGAUGACAACAUUCUAACUGUGGUUUAGUGCUGCCAGUAAAUGUCGAAAUUGUGAAAA
Molecule: messenger RNA, 801 nt
Organism: Topomyia yanbarensis
Lineage: Eukaryota; Metazoa; Arthropoda; Insecta; Diptera; Culicidae
Product: PBAN-type neuropeptides-like
Exons: 3
Coding region: 49-558 (169 amino acids)
Source: RefSeq, a predicted model, not a curated record